AUGGCUUCCAACAACUCUUUGUGGCUGUCUGACGAGGAGUCAGACCCCUCCCACGGGGGCUCUUGCUCUACCGUCAUUCACCACGGCCUCCCAGCGUCCAACGCCAACAAUUCUCCCUCCGAGUCCACCAUUACCCCUGACUCCCAUCAGGGCGGCAGCCUCCUUGCUCUUGGCUUUUCCAAACGGACAGUUUUGGCAGCAGGUAAUGAGCGAAUCCUUCCACCACGCCGACAAAACCUUCCGAGUACUAACUCAACACAGUCCUGGGACACCACGGCCGACACCUUCACGUCCCCGCGUAAAACCACCAUAAAAAUUGUUGGGCCUUCGCUCGCCGAGCUCCACGCCCGCCGCAACUGGUACAAUGCUCGUUUCGAACAAGCCAGAAUCGACCACGAAACCUCUCAUGCCCGCGCUUACACCGAGCAGGAAAAGGAGUGGCUCGACAGCGAGAUUCGACUCGAAAACUUUGUCACCGGCCAGGCCUGGCUGGACAACUUCGGCGAGAGACACACGAAAAACAAAGGUGCGGGGCAGUACAAAGGGGUGUGGACGUGCUGCGGUUGCGAGUGCUACAACUCCGGGCACGAGCACAAGUGCUCCCAUUGCCGCGUGCAUGUGAAGUGCGGGGAGUGCGAGAGGCGGUAUGAGCAACAGGGUAGGUUCAAGAUCAAUCUUGACUGA
Podospora anserina S mat+ is the source of this 684-nucleotide messenger RNA. RefSeq lists its product as uncharacterized. The transcript has a single exon. Bases 1 to 684 code for a protein of 227 amino acids. The record is from RefSeq and is a predicted model, not a curated record. Lineage: Eukaryota; Fungi; Ascomycota; Sordariomycetes; Sordariales; Podosporaceae.